UAAGGGCGAGGACUUUCUCAAACAUUAACGAAACAUUAAUUGGAAACUAUUACACUCAGAUAAUUGCUCGUAAAAUGAAAUGCUUAUCAUCAAAACAUGUCAAUUUAUUUUUAAGUAUUGAUCGAAAUUCGCACUGGCACAUUCAAGUUUAGACCCUACUAGUAAAACGUAUACAAUUUACCAUUGCGAUACGGAUGAAGAUUAUACCAGGGGAUUUUGCAUCACAAAUUCAAACAACAUAUUGGUUUUCGAAACAGAUGAAAUAGAGGGUUAAUUGACGUGAUUUCAUUACGUAGGGAUGAGUAAGCGACUUUAAAAGCGACUUGGGACAACGACAAUAUCGAUGAAAACUAUCACGUUAAUGUCAUCCCUGACACCAAGUAUGAAAACAGGUUGGAUUUUACUCUUGAUAUUUUGGCGAACUCCAACUAGUAUUGGGGAAAUCUACAAUUAUCAUGAUAACAUCAUAAUUGAUCUAAUCAGUGCCACAUUUGCGCAGAGUAUCCAAAUGUGUGCAAUCCAUUGCGCGAUGAAGAGCAACCAAUGUACCUGUUUCCAUUACAAUUCGUUAAAUGAAUGUUAUCUACUAAAUACAGCUGGGAGACUACCACAGUCUCGAGGAAGUACAGGACAUGCUCUAUACUGUAGUUCAGAUGCUAGUAUCGGCGGCGCCUACCUUGGGUGUUUUGCAGACGUUUAUUGGGACAGGGAUCUACAUAAAUUGACAGCGACAGUGGGUGCCUUGACUCCACAAGCUUGCAUAGACGCCUGCCGAAACCUUGACCAAGGAUACCUUUAUGCUGGACUCCAGAAUGGUGGAGGAUGUCAUUGCGGUACAAAUUAUGGAAAAUACGGACCUUCCACAAGCUGUGACAAGGCCUGCCCUGGUGAUAGCACGCAAAUAUGCGGAGGUUACAACGCAAACAACAUAUAUGCCGUUUAAGUUAAAUCACUUGGGACUAUUAUCAAUUUUUAUAAAGACUUUUCAAUGGAAAUGGAUAUUUUCUAUGACAAGAUUUUCAAUCUUGAACGUUUGCUUUUGAAAUACUUUUUUCAAGUGAUUUGUGAGUUUAUUUCAAAGUGUUAAUUGUCGCACUGAAAAUGUCAGCUUCUCUUAUUUGACUGGUCGAAAAUAAUGGUGACAAUCGAAACGUGACUUCUGGGAAGACAAUAAAGAUAUUCUUUGGGUGAAUUAUAUGAUAAUUUUAUGAAUGAAUAAACGCACGGAGCACACCGCGUCUCGAACUCGCAACCUCGUGGUUACGGCGCCCAAUCGCCUAGCCUGAACAAAUAUUCA
Molecule: messenger RNA, 1297 nt
Organism: Owenia fusiformis
Lineage: Eukaryota; Metazoa; Annelida; Polychaeta; Sabellida; Oweniidae
Source: the annotation of a GenBank genome assembly